CCGUUCCUUAUUGUCUACUUAUAACAGAGAAACGAAACAACAAAAAGUCAAGAAACUACCCACAAUUUGCUGAUCCCAUCUUCUCUUUUCAUUUGCAAUCAAGAAAAUCCAAGGGGAAGAAAAUGCUGGCAGUGUUUGAUAAGACUGUAGCGAAGAGCCCCGAGGCCCUGCAGAGCCCACAUAUCGCAGGAUCGGCGUUUGCACUCAAAGAUGGUUCUUUGGCUAGCCAUUUCUCGUCCAUGCACCCUGGUUCUGUCAUUAUUAAUCUUGGUUCAUCUGGAUUCAUGUCAUACUCUUCUGAUAAGCAAAACCCUCUUCUUCCAAGACUUUUUGCUGUAGUCGACGACAUAUUCUGUGUGUUUGAAGGCCACAUCGAGAAUGUUGCGCAUCUUAAGCAGCAGUAUGGAUUAAACAAGACGGCAAACGAAGUGAUCAUUGUUAUUGAAGCUUACAGGACUUUAAGAGAUAGAGGUCCUUAUCCUGCAGAUCAAGUUGUGAGAGAUAUUCUAGGGAAGUUUGCAUUCAUUCUUUAUGAUGGUUCUUCAAAAACCACAUUUAUUGCAGCUGAUGCUGAUGGUAGUGUUCCAUUUUUCUGGGGAACUGAUUCUGAAGGUCAUCUCGUGCUCUCUGAUGAUGGAGAAGUUGUGAAACAAGGGUGUGGAAAAUCUUUUGCCCCAUUUCCCAAAGGAUGCAUCUUCACUUCUUCUGGAGGUCUACGGAGUUAUGAGCAUCCCAUCAACGAGUUGAAGGCAGUUCCGAGAGUGGACAGCUCAGGCGAGGUCUGUGGGGCAACCUUUAAGGUGGACUCAGAGUCAAAAAAGGGAAAAACUGGCAUGCCUAGAGUCGGAAGUGAUGCGAACUGGUCUCAACAUAUAUGAUGUAACUGCUAAUAUUUCUAAAUCUGAUUCCCCCUGCGUGUAGUAGUUGGGCCAUUUUAGGCCUGGAAACACCCAAAAUAAUGGCACGUUAGCUCUAUGUAAUAACAUAUCGGGUGUCUGUUUUAUUGCCUGGUUCUUGCAUUUUAUAAUUUUUGUGAGGAGAAAUGAACUCAAAUAUACAGCUAGAGUGCUCACUUUUAUUCUAGUCAUAUAUUUGCUUUGA
Messenger RNA from Olea europaea var. sylvestris, 1101 nucleotides. Its product is annotated as stem-specific protein TSJT1-like. NCBI's taxonomy places the organism in Eukaryota, Viridiplantae, Streptophyta, Magnoliopsida, Lamiales, Oleaceae. The coding region runs from base 123 to 878 and encodes 251 amino acids. The record is from RefSeq and is a predicted model, not a curated record. The transcript is spliced from 4 exons.